GUUUUGCUCCUCGGAUCCACCGGAGUGUCCCGCCGCUUGUCCCCGUGAGGAGGACGACCUGUCCCCGGGAGGACACCGGGACUCGCACCCGGAGAACAGGAGGUGACGGCCUGUUGUUUUCCUCUGAGCUCCAGGAAACUGUCGACUGACAAACACAAGAUGUCUCCGUCUGACGUCAGGUUGCUGCUCCUCGGUCUCCUGCUCCUCUUCACCACGGUCUGGAGCCAGCAGGUUCCCGUUAACUGUGUGAUCAAGCAGGAGCAGGAGAGCUGUGAGGAGAAGAUGGCCUCGGACGAUCCCGGGAAUGAUCCCGAGUUCGGCUGUCCGUGGAUGUGGGACAACCUCACGUGUUGGAAGCCGGCGAGGAUCGGUGAGGUGGUCGAGGUCAACUGUCCCGACCUCUUCACGCAGUUCAUGAGCGGCGAAGACUUCGAGAUCGGGACGGUGAGUCGUAACUGCAGCGAGUUCGGUUGGUCCGAGACGAUCCCUCACUACAUCGACGCCUGUCUGUACGAGGAGGGGAACAGCACCCACCCGGACAUGUACUACGUGUCGGUGAAGGCUCUGUACACCGUGGGCUACAGCGUCUCUCUGGUGUCUCUCACCACAGCCAUGGUGAUCCUCUGCAGGUUCAGGAAGCUGCACUGCACCAGGAACUUCAUCCACAUGAACCUGUUUGUGUCCUUCAUGCUGAGGGCCAUCUCCGUCUUCAUCAAGGACGGCGUGUUGUACGCCAAGGAGGACAGCGAGCACUGCUUCAUCCACACGCUGGAGUGUCGAGCGGUGAUGAUCUUCUUCCACUACUGCGUCCUCUCCAACUACUUCUGGCUCUUCAUCGAGGGCCUGUACCUCUUCACGCUGCUGGUGGAGACCUUCUUCCCCGAGAAGAGAUACUUCUACUGGUACAUCAUCAUCGGCUGGGGCGGGCCGACCGUGUGCGUGAGCGUCUGGGCCGUGCUGCGGCUGCACUUCGAUCACAUCGGCUGCUGGGACAUGAACGACAACGCUGCCAUCUGGUGGGUGAUAAAGGGACCGGUGCUGGCCUCCAUCAUGAUAAACUUUGUUCUCUUCAUCGGAAUCAUCGUCAUCCUGGUGCAGAAGCUUCAGUCUCCGGACAUCGGAGGAAACGAGUCCAGUAUUUACCUGAGGCUGGCUCGCUCCACUCUGCUGCUCAUCCCUCUGUUUGGGAUCCACUACACCGUGUUCGCCUUCUCCCCGGAGAACGUGAGCAAGCGGGAGCGUCUGGUGUUUGAACUCGGACUCGGAUCCUUCCAGGGCUUCGUGGUGGCCGUCCUCUACUGCUUCCUGAAUGGAGAGGUGCAAUCGGAGAUCAAGAGGAAAUGGCGCAGCUGGACGGUGAACAGGUACUUUGCUGUGGACCUGAAGCACCGGCAUCCCUCGCUGGCCAGCAGUGGCGUGAACGGGGGAACGCAGCUGUCCAUCCUCAGCAAGAGCAGCUCGCAGAUCCGCAUGUCCAGCCUGCAGGCCGAGCUCCCGGCCACCUGAGCAACGCCGCCGCCAACGCCGCCGCCGGGAACGCCGCUCCCGCCGCCGGACCC
Messenger RNA from Limanda limanda (common dab), 1559 nucleotides. RefSeq names its product adenylate cyclase activating polypeptide 1b (pituitary) receptor type I (gene adcyap1r1b). The transcript has 14 exons. The record is from RefSeq and is a predicted model, not a curated record. The coding region runs from base 160 to 1506 and encodes 448 amino acids. Gene Ontology annotation, cellular component: plasma membrane; neuron projection. NCBI's taxonomy places the organism in Eukaryota, Metazoa, Chordata, Actinopteri, Pleuronectiformes, Pleuronectidae. Gene Ontology annotation, biological process: adenylate cyclase-modulating G protein-coupled receptor signaling pathway; cell surface receptor signaling pathway. Gene Ontology annotation, molecular function: vasoactive intestinal polypeptide receptor activity; peptide hormone binding; G protein-coupled peptide receptor activity.